Clonostachys solani is the source of this 1521-nucleotide messenger RNA. The record is from the annotation of a GenBank genome assembly. NCBI's taxonomy places the organism in Eukaryota, Fungi, Ascomycota, Sordariomycetes, Hypocreales, Bionectriaceae.
AUGCCCAAUGAAGAGCACUUUGAGCUAGGUCAUGAAGUCUGGUCUACGACUGAUAGUACUUAUGGGAAUGAUCAGGACCAUAUAGGCCAAGCCAGUCACGAGAGUCUCCAGGAUCAAUGUUUGGUAGACUCGAGGAAUAUAGUUCCUGAGCACAGCGAUGCCUCGUUGGUCCUACUUGACGACAACUCAGAUGUACCAUCAUCUCCUACUAAUUCCACCUCCUGGGUCAUAGAUAACACGCUCAGUAACCUCCUCUUUCAAAUUUUCCAAAGCCCGGGAGAAGAAAUAGCAUUUACUUAUUUCUUCAAGAGAGUUUGUACAUGUAUACCAGCUCAUGACAGCACCAAAAAUCCAUGGAGAAAUUUAGCGCUGGUGUCUCUUUCGCACCCAGUGCUCCUCCAUGGGAUACUAUCGGUUGCCACGGCUCACAUGCACAAUUGCGGCCGGAGCAACGCCGCUCUCAACGCACUACAGGAGAGCAGAGACCGUCAUAGCGACAUAGGGAAGUCGCCCGACAAGCUUCUUCUGCAGGGAGGCGUGUUCUCCAUACUCUCAGCAACCGAGAUUGCACUGGCCGCCGUCAUGAUGCAAACCUCCUCAGUACUGAUGACCGGUGCGGGCAACGUCGAGAUGCAUCUGAAAUGCGCACUUCACUUCAUCAAAGACCUGGGAUAUCUCUGCCGUCCUCCAGAUUCAAUCUUUUCGAGGACUCUCGUGAACCGGUUUGCUAUGGUCGAUGUUGUUCAUGCCCAUCUGCGUUUCCGGCGGCCGCUGGCCUCAUUUGACUUUUUCAUGUACCAGGAAAACGAGAAGCUGGAUUACGGUGACCCUGUGUUCCGGGAGAUGCAUGGAUGUGACCAGCGCGUUCUCUGCUUUCUGGCUGAGAUAGCUGUGCUCAGUGCCGAUCUACUGGAUGGCAGCACCACACAUGACCUGGUCCAGGCCAAGGCAUACACGCUAGAAACAGAGAUGCGCAUUUGGGGUCACAAGUACUACAACUCUAUGAUCCGCGGUGCCUCAAUGCCCAAAACUGCAACGCAGGCCUCAUCUUCAUCACCGUCUUCACAACCAUCCCCCAUGUCUUUAAGCGAUAUUUCUAUUCUAGACAUUGUCUGCGAGUGUUUCUACUGGACGGCCCAGUUACUUCUACUUCGAAGGCUAUUUCUUGACCCCACCAAGUCCUCACGGGUACAACUUGUGCGGAGGCAUUUAUUUCAGAUCAUGGAUAAACUCGAACCCGGUUGUGGUCCCGACUCGUCACUUCCUUUCCCUUUUUAUAUGGCUGCGCGCGAGGCCACCACUUUGGAGGAAAGAGAUUGGGUACGGCGGAAGCACGCCGCGAUGAUGGAGGUAUAUCGUGACCGGUCCAGGGAAUAUAUGAUGGAAUACACUGAGAAGAUUUGGAACAAUGCCGCAUCAGUGGGGAAUUCGAUUGCAAGUGACGAUACCCUGUCGUGGUGUACACCUCGGGAAAAAUACAUUCGAGAGCUGGAUAAACAAAGCACCUAUUUCAUGUUCUAG